This is a messenger RNA of Pelagomonas calceolata, 2635 nucleotides long. The record is from the annotation of a GenBank genome assembly. Lineage: Eukaryota; Pelagophyceae; Pelagomonadales; Pelagomonadaceae.
GAUCGUAAUCGACGCUGAGUUAGCGCGUCGUACGCGCUGCAAUUGUGCAGCGAGACAAGCGGAGGCAUCUCUCUACUACUAAAGGAAUCGCAAGGGCAAACGCCAUCGACGCGUGCUGCAGUGGUUGCGUAAAACAGCAGCUGUGCUGGUAGCAAGCGCAGCAAGCGAGCAACAUGAUGCGCGCAUCUCUUCGCCGCAUCAGCACAACGCGCCCGCAAGCGCGCCCGAGCAGCGCCUGGGCGCGGCCACAAAGGCCACACACGGCCAUGGCCGCGGGCGCCGCCGGCUUCGUGGCGGGCGCGCUAGGCGCGCACCAGCUCGCGCGGAGCGACGCCGUCGUGUCCUUCGACGACAUGGACCGGCACACGAAGGCCGAGAAAAGCAAAAAACUGAAAACGAAGCAGGAGCACCCGACGCACUCCGCGUUGGAUGGCGGGCGCGUGACCGUCGAGGUCGACGAAGAAGACCUGGACUUGAUGACUCUAGACGAAGUAGAGGCAUCUAGAGCGACAUUGGCCCAUGACGGCGGCGAUGGGCAACUCUUGUGCACGUACGACGGUAUUGUGUAUGACGUCACUUCCUUUGCGGAUGCCCACCCCGGUGGAAGGGAACUACUCUUGACGGCGUCGGGCAUGGACCUGAAGCACUUUUUCGAGAAUUACACGGUACAUGGUCAUAGUGAUAAGGCGGCCAAUUGGUUGUCGCCGCUGGCCGUCGGGAAGUUGACUCCUGAGGAUGCGCUCGAGGCCCAGAGAAGAUCCACUCCCGAAAAUCAUGUCAGGAGGAGACUCGCUCGAUUACGAGCAAGUCGUAGGAGACUGUUAGCUAUCGCUUGCUCGCUACCAGCGGCUAUCGCCGUGCGCAAGUUCAUCUCGUUUGUCGGGAAUUAUGUCUCGUCGAGUGUCGCGAAGUGGCUCGCGCGACGUAUACCCUUUUUAACCGUACCUGGUUAUUCAAAAGGCGCGGAGCCCCUACCGCAAGGGACGAAGCGGGGCACCGUCGCCGUCGUCGGUGGAGGCAUCGCGGGCUGCGGCGCGGCGUGGAUGCUCGCGCGCGACGGCUUCGACGUAGUGUUGUACGAGGCGCGGCCCGCGACGUCGGGCAACGCUCGCACGUUCGACUGGGUCGACGACGUGCGAUCCCGGCGUCCCGUUCUACGCCAUCGACGCGACUCGAGAGACUGGGAUGCUCCGCGCAGGUCUGGCGGAAGACGUCUACCACAAACGUCGACGAGGAGGGCCGCGUCAAGUCCUGCGUGUCCGUCACGGCUUGGCCGUCGCUGCUCUACAAGAACUACACGGCGCUCCUCAAACACUUGAACGUCGAAACUUGUGCCAUGCCCCUCUCGUGGUUUUUGAAUUCCAAGGUGCCGGGCUACGAGGGGACCCUGUGGGGCGCCGACCCGAACUCUGACAAUGAAUUCAACACGCUGCGAGAUGUGUUUCGGGACGACUUCCGAGCUUAUGAAAGAGCAGAAUACUUCGCAAGAAGAUGUACUGAUUUUUUCUGCCUGGCCUGGGCGCCGUGGAAGCGAGGCGAUUCGAGGAGCAUGUACACGAACCACACGGGGUUGGGGCUGUUGAACCCCCUGAACGUCGUUCCUCUCUACACAGUUUUUAGGGCCUUUGGCGGGACGGACGCGUGGUGGGACAUCGUCUUUACGCCCUACUAUACGGCUUCUUUCCUAGUGGACGAGUUGCGGCCGUUUCCGGCGGUCUUUGGACCUAUUAUUGAAGCCCAAAUUCCAUUAAAUCCGACGCCGGAGAAUUCCUGGCAUGGCGCGUCUGAUAGGGCGGAGCGGGAUUGCGUCCUUACGACGUGUGUGACCUGGAAGGACGCCGGCGCGGGCAUCCGAGGCGUGUUUGCGAAAUUAGUGGAAGGUGUGGACGUCCGAGUGGACACGCGCGUGUUGCAGGUGCAAUUACUUGAAGAUGGAAGACAUAAGGUAGUGGACGAGCACGACGACGCUAUAAUUGCUGAUAGAGUGAUCUUCGCCUGUCCCUCGGCUGCGGCAGCCACCAUGAUCAAGAAGCCCCGCACUUAUUUGGAGAACGCGAUUCUCUCGACGGUCGUCUACGCGGACGACCACCACCCGGCCACGGGCCACAUGCACGCCGUCAUGCACUCCGAUUCGUCGGUUGUGGACGAGAAAUAUAGAGCAGAGUUUCUGAGGCGAGGUAGCAAUUACGUCGAAGUCACUCAGUUACAAGACAAGUCUAUUAAUAUAGAGAACCAGUACAACUUCGGGGUCCAGACGCCGGGGCCCGGUGUUGCUGGACUCGAGUUGGACGAGAAGCCGGUCAUGCUCAUCUCGCAUGCGUUGGGCGAGGGGAAAAAAAUUGACUCGGCGCUCGUGCGCGGCGGCGGGAACCACUCGAGGGCGCAUCCCCUGUAUUCGGGGUGGAACGUCAUGGCCCAAUUAUCGUUGCGGUUGUGCCAGGGGCGGGACGGCUUGUACUACUGCUCGAACUGGACGACGCCGGGGAACUGCCACGACAUGUCUCUCCUAUCAGGUUUCCUUUGCGCGCAUGCGAUCGGUGCCGAAUAUCCUUUUCCGGACGAAAGGGAAGCUCAAAAGGACUUCCACCGGCUGAACGACCUGAUGGGGGUGUUCGACUAACUACUGGUCCGUCGU